Rattus norvegicus (Norway rat) is the source of this 3705-nucleotide messenger RNA. NCBI's taxonomy places the organism in Eukaryota, Metazoa, Chordata, Mammalia, Rodentia, Muridae. The record is from RefSeq and is a predicted model, not a curated record.
AGUUCAGUAGCUCCUAGAAGCUUCACAAGUUGGGGAACAACUCCCUUCUUCACAACCAUCUCAAUGCGCUCAUUUGGUCCAUCAGUCAGGAUACAAAAAUAGCCGAGUGAAUAGAGAAUGCAGUUCAGUGUGUCCAGGAGAGGACUUCAUGGAACAACAUUCUCGGCAUAAUGAGGAAGAUAGAGAACCAGUGCUCCAUUGCAUUCCUGGAUUACAGCUGAGCUUUAGCCCAACUACUGUGGCAGUACUCCCAGAAAAUAGAACAACCAAACCUUCUUCCUGGCCAGAGUGUUUGGACGAUGUGUGAAUCCUGAAAUAUACACAUACAAACCUACUCUUCUGUGCAGCCCUAAACAGUGCUGACACGCAGGAGGAAAUCCAGUCCUUUCUGUUUAGCCAACUCUGUCCUUGUCUCCCAUCCAUAUUGCAGCUCUAGCCAACAUGGUUAACUGGCAGUUACACAAACGUAUAUUUUAUUCUUAUAUUUCUGGACCUUUCGUGAUGAUGUUCCCUAAUGCUACAACGCCCUUGUAAAGCAUGAACUCUUCCCAUUCUUCUGAUCACUUAGAGCUCAGCUCCCCUGACUCUUUUUCAGCAACUACCUCCAAUCCAAGAUACUUCAGACAAAACUGACAUUCACUACUUCUGUGUUUGUGCUAUAUGUAAAUUGACUCGUGCUGGUUUCCAUCAAUUUUAUCUGAGACGUGUUUAUAAAAUAGAGCGAAGAACUCCUUGAAAGUCAGAUGGUGUGAUAGAAAGUACUUAUGUUCUGGGCUCUGAUUAAAGGAUUCAAGCCCAAUCUCUUUCACUUGUAGCUGCCUGAGUUUGUACAAUCAAACUCACCUCCCCGUGCCAGUUUUCUCAUCUUUACGAUGAACACCAUUUAGAUUAGCUAACACUCAGUAAUUUUAAUAUGAGAAAAGUGAAACACCAGGCCUGUUACCUAGUAAGUGCUCGAUAAAGGGUUGGUGAGCAUCACCACUGGUUGAACCAACCCUAGAAUGCACUGAUUGCGAGCUCCAUACAGGAAGGAAUAAUCAAUUUGUCCUCGUGGCAAUCAGUGAGGCAUCUCACAAAUAUCCAGCAUUGUGCCUGAAAUGGGCAUAUGCUCAAGAAAUAAUCUGUUGAGUUGGGGGAGGCCUUAAUGACUCUACAAUUAUCAUAAAUACUGUCCCCAUCCUCUAUUAAGCCUUAUCAAGAUGCCUAAUACCUCACAGAAAAACUUCAAAUACAGCAUCACUGAACACUCCCGUCCCCUAAUUCUUCUACUUUAUUUCCGUUGUUCCUUUUUGUGAAUUCAAUUCCCUAAUAAGUUCAAAUCCCACAGCAAGCCUGAUCUUCCAGUCAGAAGUGGGAGGGGGCAGCAGUGGAAGCUUGAGAGGGGCGUGGUCACCACAUCGCAGAGCUUGAGUGCGCCUGCGUAGGAUGCGGCAAAGCUAGGUUCUUAGGUUUUCCUUCUUUGCUGAUUACUGCUUGUGUAUAAAGAUCGCCUUUCUCACCAGCUCUCCCUUUCGAACCGCACAGCUCUGAGUGUCAGGCUUCGGCUCUGUGCCGAGGUGCCAACACACUCCUCCCUCCGACGGAUUGCUGACCUCCACGUUCGCGUUCCUGUCUCCUGGAACCAUGUCUGUGGUAAGCCAGAAUGCGCGCCAAGGCAGAGCAGAGACCACUGCAGAUUACAGCGACAGCCAGGGUGAAAUGCAGGCUACUAAUGCCUCUGGGCCCCCCAACUCCAUGCUAGUCCCCGAGGCUGCCCAGGGCCUUGAGAUUCCAGACGAUCCACAGGGUGCCAGCGCUCCCCAGGCUGCGCAGGACCCGAGAGACAUCGAGGUUCUCAUCGACGAGCAGUCCCGACGUUUGGGGGCGCUCAGGGUCCAUGACCCUUUAGAAGAGAGGUCGGUUGCUUUAGUGAAUUUCUUGCGAAUGAAAAGUCAAAGUGAGGGGUCUAUCCGACAGUCAGAAAUGUUGGAGUUUCUCAAUGAAUACUCAGAUCAGUUCCCUGAGAUACUCAGACGAGCCUCAGCUUAUCUGGACCGGGUCUUUGGGUUGAAUCUGAGAGUCCUUGAUCCUCAGACCGACACUUACAAUCUAAUCAGCAAACCGGGUCCCCAGACCACUGAACGCCUAGCAGAGACCCUGGACAUGCCAAAAGCAGGUCUUCUGGCCUUGGUCCUCGGCCACAUCCUCUUGAAUGGCAACCGGGCAAGAGAGGCCUCCAUCUGGGACCUGCUGUUAAAGGUAGAAGUGAUAGAUGAAACUCAGAGGAUCAACAACCUCUUUGGGAACACAAGAAACCUCCUCACUACGGACUUUGUCCAGAUGCGAUUUUUGGAGUACUGGCCGGUAUAUGGCACUAAUCCCCUCGAAUUUGAGUUCCUGUGGGGCUCUAGAGCCCACAGAGAAAUCACGAAGAUGGAAGCCCUGAAGUUUAUAGCAGAAGCUCAUGAUGAAGAACCCUGGAGCUGGCCAGAAGAAUAUAACAAAGCUCUGGAAUCUGAUAAGGCCAAAGAGAGAAGCCAGGCUGCCGGCUUAGAGUUCUGGUCAGAGGACACUAUGAAUGAUAAAGCAAAUGAUGUGGUCCAGUUGGCUAUUAAUGGCACUGAGGAAUUGCUGCCUAUCCAUCAGGAUGAGCUAUUGGCUCACACUGGCAAAGAAUUCGAGGAUGUGUUCCCAAAUAUCCUCAGCCGAGCCACGCUAAUCCUUGAUCUGUUUUAUGGCUUCUCUCUGAUUGAGGUUGAUGCCAGUGAUCACAUCUACCUCCUUGUCCCGCAACCAGAAUCAGAAGAAGAGCAAGUAAUGCUAGAGAGCCUGGGCAGACCCACCCACGAAUACAUGAUGCCAAUCCUGGGUUUGAUCUUCCUGAUGGGCAACCGUGUCAAAGAGGCCAAGAUCUGGAACUUACUCCGGAGAUUUAAUGUUGAUGUAGGGAGGAAACAUGCCAUUACCUGUAAGCUAAUGAGGCAACGCUACCUAGAAUGCAGGCCGCUCUCCUACUCUAAUCCAGUUGAAUACGAGCUGCUCUGGGGUCCUCGGGCUCACCUUGAAAUCACCAAAAUGAAAGCCUUGGAAUAUAUGGCUAGGCUCUACAGAAAGCAGCCACAGGACUGGCCAGAGCAAUACAGGGAGGCUGUGGAAGAUGAGGAGGCCAGGGCCAGAUCUGAGGCAACAGCCAUGUUCUUCUUUGGUUCCAUGUGAGGUCUGAUGUUCAACUUUACUUGAGUGGCAUCUGUUAAAAGGGCCUUUGGGAAAUGGGAAAUGGGCACUCGGGUUCUAAAUCAAAAGUUGGGAGGGUUGGGGUAAAGAGUACACCUUGUAUUUAUUAUGUUCCAAUUCUAAUAACAUUUCUUUCCUUCUGGUAUACUCUUUAAUUGUCUUCACAAUCAGUGUUUUUUAAAAUGAAAUUGCUUGUUUUCUCUUCCUGUCUUGUUUCAGUAUAAAAGUUCAGAUAGCCGUGUAAAAUGUAUUGUAAAAUGUAUUGUGUUACAUAUUUGAAAUAACUAGUAAAAUAAGGUAAAUAACGGUAAACACACACACACACACACACACACACACACACACACACCAAACACAAAGCCAAUUGAUUGUCCUUUUGAGUCUUUUGUGUUACCGAACUAACAAAAAUAAAAGACUGUCACUUCCCUGUAUUUAAUUUGCUGUUGCAGAGUGCAGUAAAAAAAUAAAUAAAUAAAAGUAUAAUGAAUUAGA